Molecule: messenger RNA, 1827 nt
Organism: Colletotrichum acutatum
Lineage: Eukaryota; Fungi; Ascomycota; Sordariomycetes; Glomerellales; Glomerellaceae
Product: Prp31 C terminal domain-containing protein
Exons: 2
Coding region: 1-1827 (608 amino acids)
Biological process (GO): spliceosomal tri-snRNP complex assembly; mRNA splicing, via spliceosome
Cellular component (GO): precatalytic spliceosome; U4 snRNP; U4/U6 x U5 tri-snRNP complex
Source: RefSeq, a predicted model, not a curated record
AUGGCGACCCUAGCAGAUGAAUUGCUGAACGAUUUCGAGGACUCUGGCUCAGAAGCAGAGGAGACUCAGCAAGACAAUGAUCCCCUAGGACUUGAUCAUGCGCCCGAGGCGAGCGGUCGCAAAGCAUCGGGCGGCAUGGAUCUGGACGAUGACCAGAGCGAGCCCGAGGACCAAGAUGAGGAAAUGGGUGGGACACCCAAGGGUGCUGUCGACCCUGUCGAAGAUGCAGAGGAUACAAAGGCAAAGGUCGAGAAGAUGCAGCUGGGUGGCGUCAACGAUGUUCGCAGCGUCGCCAGUCUCAUGUCAAGUUUGGAGCCAGUACUAGAGAAAAUCGCACACUACCAGUCGCAACCGACCCCUACAGAACUGCUCGGCAACAUCGAAGACCAUCCCGAAUACCACCUCCUGACACAAUCGAACAGCCUGUCGACUCUUAUAGACAGCGAGAUCGUCUUGGUGCACAAGUAUAUCAGAGACCACUACUCAAUACGGUUCCCAGAAUUGGAGACGCUCAUCACCAACCCGCUGGAGUAUGCGAAGGUCGUCGCGAUCUUGGGCAAUGGACCGCUUGAUUCGGAGAAUAUCAAGAAGCUUCAGCAUUCAACGGACAAUGUCCUUCAAGCGUCCUUGAAAUCCGUCCUCGACGGUCCAUCCCUCAUGAUCGUAACAGUGGAGGCUACGACGACGAAGGGCAGAGACAUGUCGCAAGAAGAACUGGAACGCGUAUAUAGAGCCUGUGAAAUGGUCAUCUCCCUCGAUAAGGCGAAGAAGACCCUGACAGGCUAUGUCCAGUCGCGCAUGAACCUGUUCGCGCCUAAUUUGACUGCUAUGAUCGGUUCUCUGACGGCUGCUCAAUUGUUGAACGCCGCCGGUGGCCUUACUGGUCUAUCGAAGACACCCGCGUGUAACAUUGCAGCGUGGGGUUCGAAGAAAGGUGCUGGGGCCGCGGGCUUGGCUACGAAUAUCGGCGUCAGGCAGCAGGGUUUCCUUUACCACUCACCCAUCAUCCAAGGCAUUCCCAACGAUCUCAAGAGACAGGCAAUGCGCAUCGUGUCGGCCAAGCUGCUGCUCGCUGCUCGCGUCGACAGAAUCCACUCCAGCGCCGACGGCUCGACGGGCGAGGAUCUAAAGGAGCAGUGCCUCACGAGACUCGAGAAGCUCACGGAGCCGCCUCCAAACAAGGGCCCCAGAGCUUUGCCGGUACCAGACGACAAGCCUUCCCGCAAGCGUGGUGGUAGAAGGGCAAGGAAGGCCAAGGAGGCGACGGCCAUGACGGAAUUGCGCAAAGCUCAGAACAGAAUGGCCUUUGGCAAGGAGGAGCGCGAGGUCGGAUACGGCACAGGGGAGACCACAGUUGGCAUGGGUAUGAUCGGGCAGGGUAACGACGGCAGAAUUCGCAACCUCCAAGUCGAUCAACGCACGAGGGCCAAGCUCGGCCAGAAGAACAAGGGCUGGGGCGGCGCAACGCCCAUGGGCGGAGCGGCAUCCUCGCUCAAGGGUUUUGGACAAUCAGCAAACUCCAACAUUGACCUACGCGGCAAGGGCCUGAGGACGUCAGGUGUUGGCACAUCGCUGGGCGCGGGAGCGGGCACGGCAUCCUCGCUGGCCUUCACGCCUGUACAGGGUCUGGAGCUUGUCGACCCCAAGGUCCAGGCUGAACUCAGUCGCAAGCGAAAGGCUGAAGAGGACCGGUGGUUCAAGGGUGGCACUUUCACUCAGGUUGCGGGCUCGUCCAAUGAUGGCUUCAAGAAGCCAGACUUGCCUCCCAGUAAGAGGGUUGAUACCGGCGCCGGCAAGAUGGGACCUCCACCUCCGAGGAGCGGCUGA